UAUUUCCAUCCGAGCUCACACCGCCCGCCUCCGCGCGCGCUCUCUCUCUCUCUCUGUCUCUCUCUGACUCUCUCUCUGUCCAUCUCAGCGCGUCAGGGCCGCAGCUCCCAUGCGCUCUUUAGUUCCUUUAAACGUCCUCGCUCUCUCUUUUGGAUAAAUGGAGACAACUUGAGGCUCUUGGAUUUAUGGUGAAACAACCGGUUUAGUGAUCAAAACAACAACAACAACAAAAAAAACCCACAACAAAACUACAAAAACAAACAGGCUACCACGCCUCGGAGUUUGAGUCCCUUUCCACUCUUCGGACUAUCCGCGGCUCCCCAGGGUGUAAGUGAUGGAAAACGGUGCAUCUGAUGAUGUGGAGGCGCUGUGGGAGAAGGUGGAGUGUAAGCGUUAUGAACUGUGUCGGACCAUCUCCCCGGCAAAGCUCACUCCUUACCUUCGCCAGUGCAAAGUCCUGGAUGAACAGGACGAGGAUGAGAUUCUUAACUCUAUGCUGCUGGUCUCCAAAGCAAAUCGCACAAGCCGCCUACUUGACAUCCUCCACACUAAAGGAGAGCGGGGGUAUGUCGCGUUUCUGGAGAGUCUUGAGUUUUACUACCCUGACCUGUACAAGCUGGUCACAGGGAAGGAUCCCACUCGACGCUUCUCCACCAUCGUAGUGGAGGAGGGUCACGAGGGUCUGACCCAGUUCCUGAUGAACGAAGUCAUGAAGCUGCAGCAGCAGUCUAAAGUCAAGACCCUGCAGCACGUUGAGCUCAGCAGGAAGAACUGCACCCUGGAGGACGAGCAGAAGAAGCUACGGCUGGCCAAUCAGGAGCUUCAGGCCUUCCAACAGAGGUACAAUAAGUUAAGAGAAGAGAGAAACACCUACAGCGAUGAGCUGCUGAGAGUGAAGGAUGAAAACUACAAACUGGCCAUGAGGUACGCGGCGCUGAGUGAGGAGAAAAACAUGGCUGUGAUGAGGAGCCGGGACUUGCAACUAGAGAUUGAUCAGCUGAAGCACCGGCUGAACAAGGUGGAGGAGGAGUGUAAGAUGGAGAGGCGGCAGAGUCUCAAGCUGAAGAAUGACAUUGAGAACCGGCCAAAGAGAGAGCAGAUAUUUGAACUGGAAAGAGAAAACGAAAUGCUCAAGAUCAAACUACAGGAUCUGCAGUCCAUCAUACAGCCUGGACCCCUACCUGCAUCAGACAAGGCCAUCCUUGACAUUUUGGAACAUGACAGACAGGAAGCACUGGAAGAUAGACAGGAUCUGGUCAACCGCCUCUACAACCUCCGUGAAGAAGUCAGACAAGCAGAGGAACUACGAGAUAAGUACCUGGAGGAGAAAGAGGAUCUCGAGCUGAAGUCCUCCACACUGCAGAAGGACUGUGAGAUGUAUCGCAACCGAAUGGACACCAUCACCAUACAGCUAGAUGAGGUGGAGAAGGAGAGGGAUCAGGCGUUUCGAGCCAGAGACGAGGCCCAGCACCAAUUCUCCCAGAGUCUCAUUGACAAAGACAAAUAUCGCAAGCAGAUCAGAGAGCUGGAGGAGAGGAGUGAUGAACUGCAAAUUGAGAUUGUACGCAAAGAAGCCAAGCUAGUCACAUUGGAGUCUCGCCUAAGACGGGUGUCCAAGGACGUUGUGUUGGACCAGAGUCUGCCGAGGGACCUGCCUCCGACCAUUAUCUCUCAGGGGGCGGAGAUCAAAUCAGAAUGGUCAAGCGAUGAGUCGCCAGAGGAUAAGUUUUUAUCUGAGGAGCCUCGCCUCAAACGCAGACCUAAUCUCAAAGCAGGGAUCAGAGUUAAGUCUCCUGUCUGUGUAGCCAAAGACCUUCAAGUCAACUCAGAAGCAACUCAACCUGCAGCUCUGUCAGUCAACGGAGGAGAUUGUCUGGAAAUCCAAAUGCCAAACUCGCAUGUCAAAAGCCACUCUCUCCCUGCCUCCCCCAGCAUCCCGAUAUCCCCCACAUAUCCACUCUACUCAGCCCCCCAACUCUCGUACCCCUUCUCCCCAUCCCCCUCCCCCCUCCCCUUAGGGGAACAGUCCAGCAGGCCAAAUAUGCUGCGUUACCGUAACGACAGCAUCCUGUCUACGCUCCCCGAGCCGCCAGAGAAAGCAUCACUUUACCGCAGAGAGAGGGAGAAGGAGCAUGACUUCGUACCCCGCAGCCCCUUGGACUUUGAUAGUGACAACAUGGAGUUUGAGGACGAAGUAAAUUGUGGUCCACCUUCAGUCCACUCAUCCUCCUCGUCCCAUCAGUCCGAAGGAAUGGACACCUACGACCUGGAGCAGGUCAACAAUAUCUUCAGGAAGCUCUCUCUGGAGAGGCCGUUCCGUCCGUCUCUGUCCUCCUUCUCUAGGAUCAGCUCUUCCCUGAAGCCGGUGCAGGAGCUGUCAUUGCUAGGUGACAACCUACUGAAGGAGAUCACUCUGAUUGGUGGCAACGACAGCGGGAUUUUCAUCUCAUCCGUACAGUCGGGCUCCAACGCUGAGAAGGCGGGGCUACGAGAGGGCCACCACCUCCUGUUGCUUGAAGGAUGCGUACGUGGGGAGAACCAAAGCAUUUCAUUGGAUACCAGCACUCAGGAAGAAGCCCACUGGAUGCUGCAGCACUGCUCUGGACCAGUCAAGCUGCACUAUCGUGCCAACUAUGACUCUCUCCGUCGUCUUCAGAGGGAUCUAGCGGAUGGCUCACUGGCUUCUGGUGACUCCUUCUACAUACGGGUCAAUCUCAAUAUCUCCAGCCAAUCAGACAACUGCACUCUGAGUGUGCACUGUGAUGAGGUGGUGCACGUGCUGGACACCAGGCACCAGAGCCGCUGUGAGUGGCUCUGUUCUCGUGUCGACCCCUACACCGGCUCCGACCUGCCCGACCGUGGCACCAUACCCAGCAACUCACGGGCCCAGCAGCUGCUCUUGGUAAAAAUUCAGAAGUUAGUGUGUCGAGGGGGGAAAGAAGAGAAUGAAAUCCAUCGCAACAGCAGGAACAAUUUACAGCCGGAAGAAGGCAGCCCCUCUCCUGAUCCUAAAGCCAGCCCACGCAUGUCUAGAGCCAGCAUCUUCCUCACUCAGAUACUACAGUUUGUCAGCAGGGUGGAUAUCAAGUACAAGCGAAUGAACAGCAGUGAACGCGUGAGGAUCAUCAACUCAGCAAGCACAACACUACCCAGACAAAGUUUUGAGAUGCUUAGACCAGAAGACGCUGCUGACCCAGACAGUGAGCUGAGCAGGAGUUUGAGCCUGAUUCCCUACAGUCCCGUCACGCCCCAGCGGACCCAGAGGAGAAGACCAGUCCUCUUCACUCCCACUGCUCUAGCCAAAACCAUUAUCCAGAAAAUACUCAACAUGGGGGGAGCCAUGGACUUUAAUAUCUGCAAUUCAGACAUCCUGUCCAAAGAAGAGUUUCAUCUGAAACAGAAUGUGGAGCCCUUCAUUCACUACAAAGAGAAACAUGCCACAUUUGAAUGCAUCACCCGAGAAAACAUAGAGGCUGUCGCUGCUAAGGGCAAGCACUGCCUGCUGGAGGCUGAGCUGAGCUGCAUCAAAGACCUUCUGCGGAGAGAAAUCUACCCAAUCAUCAUCUAUGUCAAGAUCUGUGAGAAAAACAUCAAGAAGUUACGGAAGUUGCCUCUGCGCGUGGAGGAGGAUGAGUUUGUGAAGAUGUGUCGGGCAAAAGAGAAGGAGCUGGAGGGCAUUCCCUGCCUGUACGCCAGCCUGGAGCCUGAGUCCUGGACAGGGACAGACGACCUCUUGAAGGUCAUCAAAGACCGGAUACUGGAGGAGCAGAAGAAGAUGGUUUGGGUGGAGCAGGACCUCCUGUAGACACACACACAGAAAAACACAACGGUCUGUACAUGAAAAUGAACACGUGUAGCUGAGCACCAUUAAAUAGACCUUGUAAAUUAUGCUUUCAUGCAUAUAUAUAUUUAUGCUCAGACAUAAAAAUGCACAUGUGGACACUUGCACUGUUCAUAGACUUACAAUUAAUGCAUUAUAUAUUUUGUAAAUGUGUGCCUUUCCUUUGAUUUAGAGAAAUAAACAAAUGGAAAACAU
This is a messenger RNA of Micropterus dolomieu (smallmouth bass), 4036 nucleotides long. RefSeq names its product caspase recruitment domain family, member 11 (gene card11). Gene Ontology annotation, molecular function: protein binding. Bases 335 to 3805 code for a protein of 1156 amino acids. NCBI's taxonomy places the organism in Eukaryota, Metazoa, Chordata, Actinopteri, Centrarchiformes, Centrarchidae. The record is from RefSeq and is a predicted model, not a curated record. Gene Ontology annotation, biological process: regulation of apoptotic process. The transcript has 25 exons.